AUGUGUCAUUUCUUUGCAGAUGAAACACGCUUGUCAACAGUAGAAUUGGAUGCCACACUAGCUCCUAAAGGAGACUCUUACAAGUGUGAUUCUAUUAUAUCAGCAGUUUAUUCUGACUUCACUUGCACAACUCGUAUGUUACAACUCCAACCAUUUGGAGUGGAGAACGGGACUUAUUCUAAAGCUACAAUCUGUCCUGAAGAUCCAACCCCUUCGCCAGCACCCACGCCAACGCCAAAACCCACACAGACACCAACACCUCCACCUUCACCAGGAACAUGGAAUGUCACUGAUAAAGAAGGCAAAUUAUGUUUGCUUGCACAAUUCGGGAUGGAAUUUACUAUUCCAUAUUCUACAAGCAUGGCAGUGGAAAAUGCUACCUUUCCAUUACCCGUAACUGCUGUUGUAGACACAGUGAAAAGCACAUGUGGACUUAACAACUCAGUGUUGGUUCUCAAUUUUAACAAAGACUCUGAUAAGUCAAACAAUCUUACCAUGAAGUUUGAAAUGAAUGCUACUAACUUUUAUACAACUCAAGUCACACUGGAUUAUUUUAUUAGUCAUGCAGACUUUCCAAAUGCUACUGAUACAGGUGCACAAAAGAAUGUAUCCACUUCUGACCAAUUAUUUAAAGCUAGCAAAGAUAAAAGCUACUCCUGCCAUGCUGAACAAGUUUAUAAUUUGGGUAAAGGCUUCAUGGAGACAAGUGAUGUGCAACUACAGCCGUUCAAUGUUGAUGAAGAUUUCAGUCCAAGUAUGUAUAUCAAAAUAGUAUAA
This is a messenger RNA of Saccoglossus kowalevskii, 777 nucleotides long. Its product is annotated as lysosome-associated membrane glycoprotein 1-like. NCBI's taxonomy places the organism in Eukaryota, Metazoa, Hemichordata, Enteropneusta, Harrimaniidae. Gene Ontology annotation, cellular component: late endosome membrane; lysosomal membrane; plasma membrane. The record is from RefSeq and is a predicted model, not a curated record. Gene Ontology annotation, biological process: establishment of protein localization to organelle.